AGUAGCAAGAUGUUUUUAUUCCUCUCUCUGUUAUAUUUUGUGGCUGGUUCAAAAGUAGAAGAUGGUUCAAAACCUCCUCACAUUGUCUAUAUACUUGCAGAUGAUUUGGGAUGGAACGACGUCAGUUUCCACGGGUCUGACCAGAUCCCCACCCCCAACAUUGACUCUCUGGCCUACAAUGGGGUGAUUCUCAACAGACACUACACUCAGCCUCUGUGUACUCCUUCCCGGGCCUCCCUCAUGACUGGCAAAUACGCUGUGCACACAGGUUUACAUGAUGCUUUACUACCAACUCACAAGGCAGGUCUUCCACUGACAGAGAAGAUUCUUCCUCAGUAUCUGAAGGAGCUUGGAUAUUCCACACAUCUGGUGGGCAAAUGGCAUCUCGGGUUCUACAAAAAGGAGUUUACACCUUUACAGAGAGGGUUUGACUCUCACUUCGGCUACUGGUCUGGAGCAAUCAGUUACUACGACCACAUCGAUGAAAACCCGAUUCCGACGCUCAACUACAGCGGCCACGACAUGAGGAGAGGCUACUCCUCGGCGUGUGACAUGGUAGGUCAGUACGCUACAGAUCUGUUCACCAGAGAAGCUGUCCGUGUGAUAGAGAGCCAUGAGCCAGACAGGCCGAUGUUCAUGUUCAUGGCUCACUUGGCCUCUCACGCUGGCAACCAGGGCAAGUGGCUAGAGGCUCCUCAGGACGAGAUCAACAAGUUCUCCUACAUCAGCGAUCCCAACAGGAGAACUUACGCAGCUAUGGUCUCCAAACUUGAUCAGUCUGUUGGAAGUGUGAUCACUGCCUUGGAGAGGAAAGGAAUGUUGAAGAACUCCAUUAUAGUUUUCCUCUCAGACAAUGGAGCUCCAAACAUUGGAGUUUACCAGAACUGGGGGUCCAACUACCCUUGGAGAGGACAAAAAGCUACACUGUGGGAGGCUGCAGUUAGAACUCCUUCUCUCAUCUGGAGUCCGCUGAUUGGCAAACCUUCCAGGAUCUACAAUGAUCUGAUGCAUAUUUCAGAUUGGCUACCAACACUGUUGAGUGCAGCAGGCUACAAAGGCAAGAUUUCAGACAUAGAUGGGAUUGACCAGUGGAGAGCUUUAUCUAGAGGCUACCCAGGGCCGAGGGAAGAAGUUAUCAUCGAUGUUGAUGACAAAAAGAAGAUGGUUGCUGCAAUUUACAAAACUUUUAAAUACGUUAAAGGACCAUCAAGAGGAGGCCCUGAAGACAUGUUUUUGAACACAAACACAAUAUUCUCUCCCAGGCAACCCAAGUACAACCUGAGGACUGUGAUUCAAUCACCGACAUGGCAAGCUGUCCAGAAACAUAUGAAAACUCUGAUCCCAAUCGAUGGUAUCUACCAACUAAGACACCAAGCAACUAUCACUUGUUAUCAUGACUUUGACCAAGCGAUGGAAUGUGUAGAUCAACCUUGCUUGUUCGACAUCCUUGAGGACCCUUGCGAGCAAUACAACAUUGCUGAAGAGCUACCGGUGGCAACACAACACAUAGAACGACAAGUUAUCGACCCCUUCAGGAAAGGAGCUGUUGUGAUUCCACUAAUAGAGGACCCAGAGUCUAAUCCUGAGAACUUUGAUGGGGAUUGGAGUAUUUGGGUGGAAUGAAACCAGUUUUAGUGACAUUAAAUGAAUAUUGUUUUCCGAUCAAAACAUCUUUUUUCAUAAACUAGUAGCGAGCACCCCAUUUCAAUGAAAAAAGUGAAAAAAAGUUUAAAUGAUAGUUCUGUGAUGUGUAAAAAGUAGUAAGUGAAGUAAAUCAGUAUAAUACAUG
Messenger RNA from Macrosteles quadrilineatus (aster leafhopper), 1789 nucleotides. Its product is annotated as arylsulfatase B-like. Lineage: Eukaryota; Metazoa; Arthropoda; Insecta; Hemiptera; Cicadellidae. The coding region runs from base 10 to 1623 and encodes 537 amino acids. The transcript has 8 exons. The record is from RefSeq and is a predicted model, not a curated record.